CGUCUCUGCCCAGUUUCCCUUGGAGGAAAACUGACCCACAUUUCAGAUUUCAACACGCAGUCGGAGGAAAAAUCCACGGCGAUGUAUGAAUUCUGCGCCAGCAUUAACCACAGCUCCAGCUGAGUGGACUUUGGUUGGCAAACUCAAGUUUAACCCACGAUUCAAAGAAAAUACACAAAACACAGAUCACAUGGAAGUCUGCGUGAACGUCAUCCACGCACAGGCACAAAGGGGCCCUUGAACUGCCGGAUGAGUCUCUGAUUAGCUGACAGGUCGGUGGUGAGGGAGGCGUCCCCAUUCGUGUCAGCUCACCCAGCCGCACAAGAAAGCACUUCAGAUCGGUUUAGGUGUGCCGUGAGGUCCAGUAGGGUUCUGGCGUCUCUCUCUCUCUCUCUCUCUCUGUCAAGAUGUCCUGGACUCGAGUUGUCGUGCUCUCUUUGCUCACCACCCUCCUCUUCCUCACCUUUUCCAGUGUGGUGGAUAGUGCAGCAGUCCGGGACGAUGCCAAAGCAGGCCAUUCUAAAGGGCCAGCGCGGCAGGUGUUCGUGCCCGAGACGGAAGCGUCCAACUUCUUCAAACGCCGCAGUCGCCGCUCGCCUCAAUCCUAUGCUGAGCUCCAAGCUGAGCAGCGGGUGAGGAUUGCCGCGAACGAGCGGUGGAGGGAAUACAAUGAGGAGCAGAGGAAUGAGCGCGAGAACUACGCCGAGGAAGCACGCGAUGAGACAGAAGAGAGAUCAAGGGAGACGCACGAGCAGAUACGGGAGUAUCACUAUGAUGGCCUCUAUCCUCGCUACCACUGGUUCCACUGAUCGUACUGUAUCGCGUGGAGGGCCGGGCUACAGCACCUCUCAUCGGAGCAUCACCUAUACCCUAGUUAUCUCCUUGUUUUACAGUACUUUAAUCUACAAGAGACAGGUUAUCUCUUUCCUUUGUUUAUUAAAACCUUAAUGGUGCCUCCAUUUCAAACUGUAAAAUGUAUUAAAAGUGCAGUUUUUGUAUUGUGAGCCAACUUUAUCAUAUAAAAUGGAGGCAUACAUUUUACAUGGUUGGUCUAAACCGCCUUUUCUGCAUGUACAUACACGCUAUACGAUGUCAGCCUGAGGCUUUUUCUCAACAGUCUGAAACGUAUUUUAUGUCCGAGGUUGAAAUAAAGAGGCGUCUGACUUCACCAGA
Messenger RNA from Acanthopagrus latus (yellowfin seabream), 1173 nucleotides. RefSeq names its product upper zone of growth plate and cartilage matrix associated a (gene ucmaa). Bases 408 to 809 code for a protein of 133 amino acids. Gene Ontology annotation, biological process: regulation of osteoblast differentiation; embryonic skeletal system development. Gene Ontology annotation, cellular component: extracellular matrix. NCBI's taxonomy places the organism in Eukaryota, Metazoa, Chordata, Actinopteri, Spariformes, Sparidae. The record is from RefSeq and is a predicted model, not a curated record. The transcript is spliced from 7 exons.